Molecule: messenger RNA, 12336 nt
Organism: Paramuricea clavata
Lineage: Eukaryota; Metazoa; Cnidaria; Anthozoa; Malacalcyonacea; Plexauridae
Source: the annotation of a GenBank genome assembly
AAAUAUAUCGAAUGGAGAAUAUAUGUGAUAUUUUUGUUGAAAUAAGAAGUUUUUAAUAUAAUUUAUCCAGUGGAAUUUUUAUCAUUAUAAUACUAAAUUGGAUUUUUUAGGGAUUUAAUAUUUAUUAACAGUUAUAAAGCCAAUUUCAAAAGGUGAGCUCUGCAUGAAUUAGUAAAACGCUUUGACCUUCCUUUGCAAAUAUAACAAAUUCAUAUGGUAAAUGUCAAAAUUUGAUGAUACAAUGAGUUAAUUUAAUCUUUAGACUAAUCUGUUAUCAGCCUUCCUGAAUGUCGAAAUCUGAUGCUAGAUUUUACAGAUUUAUUCAGUCGUUAAAUAUUAGAAAGUUUAAUAUCCGGCUACAUAAUAUUAACAUGGCCAUGGGCAAAUGCAGUUCAAGUGAUGUUUUAAAUUGCAAAUUUCAUGGUUCUACCGCUUAGUUUUUUAUUCUGAAGUAUUGAGUUUGGUUAAACAAUUAAUACUUGAACUUUUCAACUUUUAAAAGUUAAACGUUUGAUGAUAUUGAACAACAAAUGUGAAGAAUUCAGUUCAAAUGGAACAGGGCAAGGAACAGAGUCGAGCAUGCACUGCCACUGUUUAUAGAGACUGCAGCUCUAAGUAUUCUUAAUUGCAGUAAUAUGAGAAACUGUUAAGAAACUUGUCUACUACUUGUUAAAAGAAAAGUACUUCUUGAUCAGUCAACUGGAGCCAAACCAGGAAAGUUAAAAACCUUAAUUGACAUUACAUAAUAAAUAAUUGCUUUUGUUGUUUUUGUCUGUAGUAUAUUCAAGAUAGAAAAAAUUAUCAAAUAUUGAAGUCAAGGAUAUAGGCUGGAUAUAAACUGGAUGUAAAGUACCCAAUGUUGCGACUUUGUGUCGCUGGAAGCGGUGGAGUUGGCAAAAGCUCCCUAACUAUACGAUAUUUGAGAGAUGAGUUUACAGAGGUAUAUCUAUUUAAGAAUUUAUGUUCACAACCACAAUAUGGGGUGUUGAGGUUAGCCAUGUAGGAGGGGGGACAUUGGGAUUUACGGUAUGGCAGUAUUAGCUUAUUUUUCUUACGGUAUUUUGGUAUUUUCCUUGAAAAAUUGCGGUAUUAUGAUAUUGGAAAUCUUGCGGUACACGGUAUUUGCAAUUUUGGACUCAAAAACAGGGGCUAUUGACAAAAUUUGCUUGUGGUAUUACGGUAUUGAAUACCCCCAAUGUCCCCCUCAUGUAGCCGAGUAGUGUUGUAAUGAGUUGAGUCAUUGAACUGACUCAGACUCUACACGCUGCCAAGUGACUGAGUCAACUCAGCUACAGCUUGUUCACAAUAAAUUUAUCAGCAAUAUUAUGCUUGGAAAGUAAGAUGCAAGGCCAGAAAUACUUCUCAAUUCCGACCAUUAUUGUCACGAAAGACUAGGGUCACAUUUAUAGGAAAUAUUGGUGUAUCUUCGGCAUACAGUUACAGUAUCGAUAACUAGUGAAAUUGACCGAUUGUGCAACAAUUCAAAAUUACCAAUUAUCGAUGCCACAAUCUACCUGAUACCGAUUUUAUAAUGAUGUCAUAAUAUCAGUCGAUCGAAUAAAGGCGACGUCAUGUCAUUAACGAUUAUUUCCAACGUAACAUGUUACUGCAACCAAAGAUUGUUAAAACUGUUAAUUAAUAGCAUGCUUCACACUAGGGGUGCACCGGAACUCAAUUCCGGCCGGUUAGUUCUGGCCGCAAACCCGAUUUUUUAGAGUUCCGGUUUCGGCCGGAACUAGUAAAAAAAGCAUGGCCGGAACUGGAACUCUCACUGUCGUUUUCAGAGAGAUAGAAUAUCAAACAUUUUUGUGUCUAACAAAAGGUCACAGUAGGAAGAAAUUUGGACUAUGCAAGGGAAAUGUACACUAUUAAUAACACUUCAUUAUGACGUUUAACGCUUGUCAAUCUUUUUAUUCUAACAUUUGCAAGCUCUCUCCUUGAUGACUUGAAGUGUCUGCCUGUCUGGCAGCGGACAAAGUAACAUAUGACUAUAUAUGGCUUAAUAAAUUAGUUCCGGUUCCGGCCGGAACUUUUUUCCAGUUCCGGUCGGAUCCGGUUCCGGCUGGAACUUAAAAAACUGGUUCCGGUGCACCGGCCUACUUCACACAUUAAUUUAACAUAUUGCAUUAGAACGCAACGUGUAUCAAUGUGCAGUGCAUAUAAUUUUUAAAGUGCAUAUUUUCUCGACAAUUGGUUUUAGACAAUUGGAGACUAACGUCUCCACAUCUAACGUCUCUGCGUCUAACGUUUCUGGUCUGUCAUAAUCAGAUAUUUACGUACUCUGAAUCCAGUCAUCCACAUAUAUAUCUAUCUCUAUUAUUUUGUGUAGGGAUGAGAUUGAAUUCUUAUGCAAAAUUUACUUCCCUCAGGCCCAUGUCUUAUUACUUCACUCAAAUCAAGUUCAGCUGUUGUUAACUAAGUUGACUCAAAAUGAGCCGUUGACUUUACGCAAAUUCUGAGUGACUUGACUCAAUUUGUGAUUCAACCUUGGCUUGACUCAUACAUGUGACCAAGCCAAGCAAUGAAUCUGGUUUUACCAUUGACAUUUUCAGAGUUAACCAAGUCCUUAUAGGCUGAGGCAGUUUGAGGUUGGUGUUAGAUGGAGUGAAAUAAUAAAGUAGGGCACAGUGCAACUUAAUGGGUUAACAUGCUCAUGAGCUUGUUACGUACAGACAGGAUGCCUAUUUGAUCAUUUGCUAUUAACCAUUAAGAUGCAGAGCUUUCCCAUUGAUGAGUAAAAUCGUCUGGUGUUAGACAAGUAAAAAAAAUAAGUAGGGUGCAUUGCGGCGCCCAAUGGGUUAAACAACACUGCUAUAUGCUAUACCGGUACAUGAAUUGUUAGCAUGCCAUUAAUAUAAUUAUUCCUUAUGAAAAAAGUCUAGAGGUGGCCUAUUGGUGCCUACAUGUAUAGGAAAUGUUCCAAUUCCCUAUAGAAGCCUUUUAAGGCCACACCAGCUUAUAGAGCUCUAUAGGCUUAUUGGCAUCCCUAUAUAGGUCACCUAUAGAAAAUGUUCCAAUUGCCUAUAAAAACCUAUAGGUUUCCUAUCAGGCCAGGCCUAUACUGUAGACUUUUUUGGUAAAGGAUGUGACAUUACAUUCCCACUUACUUUGUUGUAAUUUAUUUUUUCUAUAUUUCAGUAUUAUGAUCCCACACUUGGUAAGUACCAAUACAUUAAUUAAUAUACUGUAUCUGUCAAGUUAAGUUUUUGUCACAGAUCUAUUCCAUGGCUAAAUGCAUGGUUAUAUUCCUUGCACCAUGGGCCAAAUAGAUAUGUGACAAUGGAAAGCUUUAUGUCAAGUAGGUGAAGGGGGUUGUAUAAUGGUCUAUUAUAAUCAGUCUAUUAAUGGUGGAAUCUUGUAAUUAAUUGUUGUGUUUGCUGUAAGAAACACUCACUAAACUCACUAUUACCUUCUUUCCACAAUGUUGACACAAAAAACAACCUUGCCUUGGGAAUUUAGAAAAUUCAAAAAAUCCUUGCAGAAUGUAGUUUGCUGCCAAUUGUUAAUUUUCCACUGACAUUUUUUGAAAAAAAUGCAGGAAAUAUUAAUAAAAUCUAAGAAAGGAGAAGAAUUAAGACUACAUGUAUGUUCACACAAGAUGAAUUCGAAACUGAACACAAACUUGCCCUGGUCAAUCACUUGUCAGGGUUCGUAUAGGUCAUGAGAAUCUGGAAAUGAAGUCAUGGAAUUUCAAUAUUUCAAAACCCAGGCCUGAAAAUCCUGGAAAAUCUGUUUUACUUCUGGAAAAUUGAAAUUUUACAGUAACAAAGUUCUUUCCUUAUUUCCUGUUUACCAGUCAUACCAAAAACAUAAAUUGCAUUUAUUUAUUUUGUGAGAAAAUUGUGAAUGGUGAGUUUCUAUAUCUGCAAUGCUUGACUAGUGUUUCCACUGGAUAUUUGGCCUUGGCCAGGUCAUGGAUUUUUGAAAAAAUGGUUGUGGAGAGUCAUUGAAAAGUCAUGUAAUUUUAAAUCGAAUAAGCUGUACAAACCCUGACAAGUGACCUGUUCAUAUGGGUAUUGGACUAUUGAUAAUAAUUCCUACAGUCGGCUGUCUUGGAAAUUUGAGUACAGAAUUCAUAUUCUUAGAUUCCCCUUGUGGAUAGUGUGGAGCAACUAAAUUCAUCUUAUGUUUUUUUAUCUUUUUAAUUUUCUAGAGGAAACGUACCAAAAAGAGGUUAGUAAUACAGUAUGAUGCCAACAUAUCCUCCAUAUUGAAAUGUCAUUGUUACCAUGGCAACAGCAGUUAGUUGGUUUUGAUGUUAACUCAUUAGAUGUUAUUUUAUAUAAGUAAGAAUGUAAGAUAGUAAUAACUGUUUAAAAUACGGAUCUAAAUCGUAAAAUUUACCAUAAUUUAAAAAACCUAAGCCACCUUAAGUUCUCAUACAUGCAUGUAAAAUGGAACUUUUGAUUGAAAAAUCAUGAACUUACCAGGGUCUUAGCUAGGAGGCCGUGUUUCCACGGCAAGAUAAAACAAACACAGUUUCAUUAUUAGUAUGUAAAGCCGUAUAGUUACUACCCAAGCACCCCCGCGCGCUCGCUCAGCCACUGAUCUAUAUAAAAAACUGUAGUGUUGCUGUUUUUUAGUACGUUAUUUGCGCCUGGGUACGAGGCUGGUACAGUGUAUGUUACAAAAUUAAUGUUUGUUGCAAAUUGGUAAAAGUGAUCCGUGAUGUUUUUUACUGUAUGUUUUGAUGUACAGUACAUGGUAAUGGUACCGUCGGUACCUUUAAAUGCCCCCAAGAGUUGCUAAAAUAUCGUGUUGUAAUGUCAGUGCGGAAUAUGAGCGUGUGCUCGCCUUCUCCAGUAUUUGGUUGUAAAGCAUGCAAUGUUGAACAGGCAUUAAAGGAAUACCGAAUGGUUUUCCGUGCAGGAUUGCGUGAUCCAUGCACGCGGGAUGGAAAAAGCUCAAGCCGUCAGGCGAGAGCUUUUUUACGCUUUCCGAAAGUCGAGAAACAUCCCAAUUAAGUGCAUACAUGGAUCACGCAAUGCUGCAAGAAAAACCAUUCGGUAAUUGUUUUAUAAAAUAACUACAGUGAAACAAUGGUGAGGUUAAUUCACUCUCAGUCUGUAGUUAUUGUAAACCUUUGUUCACUGUUUUGGUAACCUUGCCGCUCGUUUAAUAUACUGAUAUUGUUUAUUUCACGCAUUGAAAUGUUUUCGUUGUCCGACAUAUUGAAAACCCCGAAGAAGGCAUUUAAGUUUUCCGUGCAGGACAAGGGCGGAUUUUCAUUUUUUUUUAAAGGAGGGGUAGAAAAAUUUCUGGUGGGGUGCAAACGGCACCACUGAGCGAGCUUCGAUAGGGGUUAGGCGUUAAGGUUAAAGACUUUCAAACAAAAUAGGAGGGGUGAAGCAAAAUUUUGGUGGGGUUGAACACCAGUAAAUCCGCCCAUGACUAUGGUAUUGACCAAUCAGAUUGCUUGUUUCACUGUAGUUAUUAUAUAAAGACUAUUGUUGGCGAGCAUAACUAGAACCAUAUUUCCGGCUAUUUUGGGUAAUUGACAUGUACACACCAUGGAAAUUUAGAAACACUUCCAAAAUCUAAACACUCCUAAAAUCCUAGAAACUUACAAAUUGUCUUUUUAUUUCUUUAGAUUGAAUAUGCUGGUCGUUUAUACGACAUUGAAAUAGUUGACACCGCAGGGCAAGAGGAAUUCUCGUCAUUCCGUGACUCCUCCCUCGCUACGGGAGAUGCUUUUCUUAUAUUGUUUGCAAUCAACUCUCAAGCAAGCUGGCUUGAAAUGAAAGAACUACGAAGUAAAAUUAUCGAAGAUAAAGAGCAGCCCAGUAUUCCAAUGGUUAUUGUUGGCAAUAAACGGGUGAGACAGCCUUUACUACCUCUGGAGAUUUUAGGGGCUGAUUACAUGGAGCGAUUUCAUCCUGGUCUGAGUUUGAUUUUCAUAAUUACAUGGGCAAUUUCAAUUUGAUUCAGCCCGGGUAAAUUUAUCGCAUGUAAAUUUAUCGAAAUUUGAUAAAAACACUACAACGCAUGCGUGUAAGGAGUUUCAGCCCGGGCUGAAGUGAUUACUAACUUCUUAUUAACCGAACGCGAGGUCUGUUCAGAACUUCAGAGAAAUAUCGGACCGGGGUCUUUCUUGUACAAACCGAGCCCGUAGGGCGAGGUUUGUACAAAAAGACUGAGGUCCGAUAUUUCUCUGUACAUACCGAGCAUGCGAGGUUAAUAAUAUUAUAUGGCAUUUAUACUUGAAACAAACAAGAAUUGCAUGAUUUGAAAUGCAUAUUAGUAGCGUGGUACACAUUUGGUAGAAGAAAACAAAAAGUACCAAUGUAUUCGUUCUUUUCCACUAAAAACCAUUCGCAGAUAUCUUAUUAACAAAUUAAAUUAUAAUUUUCAAUUAGUUUUGCCGUUUUGUUUUAAAAUGCAUGCGUUUGUUUUUACGUAAUACGUAAUGGACCGCCGCUCCAUUACGGGAAAAUAAUGGAGCGCUGAAAGUGCUUCUCAGCCAAUCACAGUCCGCCAUUUAACCGGAAGUGAUGCUUGCCAUAUAAUAAAUGGGAAGAAUGAUAUUUUUGUGUGUGUUGGUGUUAUGUACUCAGGUGAAUAUGAUUUUUGUGGUGUUACUCGGAGUGUGCAUCCACACCAGGCAAACUGAAAAGUUUGCCUGACCAUGGUGGGAAUUGAACCCUCGUAGCUCAGUUGGUAGAGCAUUGGACUAAUAUCCCAAAUGUCGCGGGUUCGUUUCCCACCGUGGUCAGGCAAACGUUUCAGCUUGUCCAGUGUGGAUGCACACUCAGAGUAACACCACAAACAUCGUGGGAAGAAUUUCAGCCCGGGCUGAGUUUUCAGCCCGGGCUGAAAUUCUUGUCAUGUAAUCGCGCGCGGGAUUUUAUUGGGAUUUAUUGUUAAAGCCUGGCUGAAUUUUCAGCCUGGAUAGCUGGGCUGAAAUCGCUCCAUGUAAUCAGCCCCUUAAUAGGCAAUACUAGAUUCUCCUUAUUAUGUUUUCGUAGCGCUUUGCAUUGUGGUUGUAGUGGUAUCACUGAUAUUCAAGGUGACUUUUUUUUUUGUCCUGACCCGUACAAAAACUUUUAAAAAAAGCUAGUGUCAGGUGCGCGAUAGCUAACAACAAAAUAUUCGCGAAAACAUUCAAUAUUUUCAUUCGAGGCCGCUAUCUUUAUCAGUGAUACCACUAUAACCACAAUGCAAAGCGCCGCGAAAACGUAAUAAGGGGAAUCAUCAAUUCCAGCUUUUAAAUUAUGCGCGCAGGGGAUGAUGGGAAGUAAGGUAUCAUAUGGCUGAUUAUGCUGAAAAUGUUCAAUAAAACUGCCGAAACAACCGAAAUAUUCCAAUAUUUACAAGUAUAAGCUGUCACUCCGUGUCCACACGCCGUCGCCAUUUUUAUUUUUUCAGCAUAAUCAGCAAUAUGAUACCUUACUUCCCAUCGCCCCCUGCACACAUAAACUAAAAGCUGGAAUUGCCUAUACUGAAGUUAAUAGUUAAUUUUACUCUUUUCAUGCGCUGGUACUGUAGAUUACAAUACAUGUACAUGUACCACAGUGGUAUAACUAUUUUUACAACUUGCCAUCAGAGCAAGUUCAACGUGAAAAUUGGUUUCCCGGAAUAAAGUUCACUUGUCAUCUACAGUUGUCUAGUUUUGCCCGCACAUAUUAACAACAUUUGAAGCAAAUGAUUGCAUUAAGGAUUCAUUAAGCACCAUUCGAAUAUCAUGUUUUCCUUAACAAAUCCAAUUGAAGACUUACAGUAAAGUGUUGAUUUCAGCUGCUUUAUUUAUUUACUAAAAAAAUACAAAACAAAAUGCAUACCACAAAAAAGCAAUGUCAGAAAAAUGCAUACAGUACCAUAAACAAGCAAACAAUUUUAGUGCAGCACUUAGGUUCUAAGAACAGCAACUUCUACUUGCCCGUAAUGUUUUUUACCUGGGCAAGCGCUAAGUUACACCACUGCCACAAUAGUUAGAUUUUGUUAUGUAGUACAAACCGUUGCUCAAAAUGCUUUGCAGCAUUUUUUAUUCAGUGUACUGUGUACUGUAUAUAUUGAAGAUCUCUACAUACAGAAUAAUGCAUCGCACGUCAGCCGUUAGAGAAUGUUGUGUUGUUGAGGGAAAUGGUGAAAAUGGUAGAGAUUUUCUUAAGCCGCGGUUUUCCACUAGGCAAAUUUGUUUGCGCCAAUUGAAUCGAGAGAAAAAUUGAUGCAAUACGAUUAAUAGUUAGCGAAAAAUUCGUCGCAGAGAAAUAGGAACCGACCCCAAUUCUCCGCUGCGCGCAAAUUUUCACUCAUCAAUUACAUUGUCGAAAUUUGUUUUCGAUUCAAUUCGGCAAGCAAAUACGCUUACAAAAUUAGAUUUAUAUUAAUUAAACAAUCAUUGGGAAUUCUUUAAGACAGUAGGAACUAAUAGGAAAAUAAUCAACACUUGACGUCAGAUUCUGCCUCCUCCGCAGGCCCUCGUUGCGUCAUGGGAAGGUCACACACAAUCUGGCGAGGGCCUGCGGAAUUUUGUAAAAAAAUGGCGCCGGCGUCACGUCAGCAAAUAAAUUUAUACAUAAUCUUGAAAACAAACAGGAUAUAAAUAAGCGGCGUGAAACUUGUAAAUUAAAAUGGCCCAACGAAAAUGAAAAACAGUAAAAGUAAUAAGUGUUUACGUGUAAAAUAUUUUUUAUCAGUUUUGUUUUUAAAAUUUCUUUCGCUUUUACCAUUUAUUCAUUUUACAGGAUUCCACAGGCCCUCUCGAAAUCGUGACCUUCCCAUGACACAACGAGGGCUUGCGGAGGAGGCAGCGUCAGAUUGCCGAGGGAGGACUGGAUUAAAAACUGUGUUUGUGUCAGUUUUCGGUAAUCUUCAACACAUCUGACAAAACAUAAGAUUUUUAAAGUUUUUUGCUUCCUUGCACGAGCGCUAUGAUGCGAAAUGCCGCCAAAAUUAGUUCUACCAAUUUCCGGGUGACGUCCGUGUUGGCAAAAAUGUCGCUUGCUUAAGCUCCAGGUGAUCUGACGGACUGACGGUGAGCAAAAGGACUGGGACUAGCAACAGAAUAGAAAUCCAGUUUCAUACCUUUAAUCACUUGUCACACCCUGAUUCUUUUGUGAAACUGUUUGAUACCUGCCUCGUACCCAGGCGCUUUAAAUAAUUACAAUACAUGAAGUAUUCAGGUAGGCAGGCGACGCACGAAGGGGCUGUUGGGAAGGGUCUCGCAUUUCAAGUGCACUCUUCCCAUCAGCCCCUUCGCCCAUCUCUCCCCACUGCAAUACUUCAUGUAAACUCGUCAUAUGCGCAUCACUGUUUUUUUACAAAGAGGCGCCUGCGUACGAGACAGGUUUGAUACUUUGUGCCUAUUAUGUAUUUUUACCGCGCAUUUUCAACAUAACGUCAUGCGUGAUACAUUACAUUCACUAGAGAACUUGACGUCAUUCUUGCGCGUCAUUGCCAUUGAGUCGUAACGUCAAUUUUUCUCACGCCUCUGUUGAUGUUAUUUAGGAUUUAGAAGACGAGCGAGAGGUCGAAAGUGACGAAAUUCUGGAAUAUUGCAAUUCCUUCUCUAUUCCCUAUAUUGAAACAUCCGCUAAGGUGAGUAAUGAAAAAUAAAUAGCUGCCGUAGUUUAUUUACUAAUUUACUUUAUUAUUGUUAUCACUUAUUUAUUUUUUGAAUAGCGUAAAUGGGGUUGCUUAGACUCGUUUCAUACGCCGUACUUCACAUGUGGUGAAUUCAAUUCAAGAAUUACUGUAGGUACAGUACGGCAAAAGUUCGGACGACAUUCAGACGGCGAACUUUACAUGUGCCGAAUUAAAUGCAUAACUAAUUGAUAAUUAAAAUGGUUAGUUUUUCAAAAAAACAUUAUGUUUUAACCCAACCACCCCAGACAAAUUACUGUUAGUUCACCGGAAUAGAAUAUGCCGUUAGAAUCCAACUGCCGUACCGAAUUCACACGAAACGGGUCUUACUGAUUCUGCCGUAAAUUGAUGCGAACUUCCAGGGCAACAGUAAAUAAAUAUAUAACAUCAAUAGGAAUGAACUUUGUCGGGCAUCCGCAGACAGGGGGUGGCCUAAUAAAUUUCUUUCUUCAGCUUCAUAGAGGAUUUACUGUAAACUAUUGAUUUGAGAUCAGUAUACUGUACAUGGUCUGCCUCGUCCCCAGGCGCUAAUAAAAAAAAUUUCAUGCGAGUCACUAUAUGAAAAGUUUACAUGAAGUAGUGCGUCACAUUCUAGGCGCGCAAAGGGGAGUGGGAUGUAACCCCCUGCGCUUGUUCAUCGCGAUGCACUACUUCAUGUAAAUCUUUCAUAUAGUGACUCGCAUGAAAUUUUUAAUUAGCGCCUGGGGACGAGGCAGGUACAUGGUCGUAUAUAACACAUAAACGCUAUGUAUAUAAUUGGAAAAACACUUCGAAAUUUCACAGGGUUCCCACGGUUCUCUAGAAGAGAGCUCUUGAAUUUUAAAAGCGAAAUCCUGUUCCUGAUGGAUAUGUCCUUGAAACGUAAGAGAUUUUGGGCUGAUAUUGUUUAAGAAUUUCUAAUCAACAGCUUAUUGUAGCAAAAUAUAAUACUAUUAUCUCUAAACGUAGCUUUGCUGACGAAUUUGCUGGCUGGCAAUGAAAACCUCUUAUUCACAAUGUAUUGUGGCAGGGCUUUCAAAAUAACCCGGCGGCCGCCGGAGCUCCGGCGGGUGGCACGAGGUUUACCGCCGGUUACUUUGUUUAGUAUUUGAAACAUUAAUUCUGCUCUCCUUCCUCCAUUCUAAGCUUUCAAACAAAGUUAUUUUUCCUCAACUCAGUCUAUACUUUAAAGUCUGAUUAUUUUCGAAAACGACGUACUAUUUCGUUAAACUGAUUUAGUUAUUUGCCACCUUAUUGUCGAUUUCGUGUCACUUUUCAACGCGCGGUUGCCAAGUUUGUUGGAAACUUGUCGAUUCUGUUUCCAAGUUCAAAUAUUGGGCGUGAACUUUGCAACAAAGAUCGCAACUACGUUUCAAUGUUUGAACUAUUGUAAACAAAUGUUCAUAUAGUUCAAGUUGAAAUUAACAAUUCAAUGGAAAGUUCUUGGUCGAGUUGGCUACCAAAAGGUUUGUAUUUCAUUGAAUUGGUUAUUAUUAUUGAGUAUGAAAUUUCGCGCCCAAUUUCCGAACUUGGAAACAUAAUUGGCAAGUUCGCAACGAACUUGGGAACCGCGCGUUGAAAAGUGACGUUGAAAAUUGACAAUAAAUCUUGUUGAAGAAUGAAAGUAGUGAUACAUCAUAAUUUGUGUUGUGUUGCUAUCUAAUCAAUGUAUCUAGACGGUCCCUUCCCUACAGCCACAUACUUUAUCAAAACAGACACCUACUCUGAAUAAUUCUGAAAGCCCUGAUUGUGGAUUACGUUUCGAUUCCAAGCUAUAUUGUUUCGUGUGCACUCAAGCAAAUUCGGGAAGUGGCUGUUGCUCUAUAAUACGAUUUCUGUUUGUGUAUUCUUCAGAACACUAAUAAUGAUUUUCCUGUGCCAUGCAAAAUUCAUUAUGUAAAUUAUUUAUCUCAAACUUGAACUGGAAUAUUUGAUAUUUUGUGCACUCCAUCUAUAACGUGUACUGUACUUACACAAAGCAAGAAGCCUCAUUAAUAGAAAGGUGGUCUGUGAGGAGACGUUCGACUGUUUAAGGAGACACUGGGCAUUGGGCUAGCUAGAGAAAGAUAUUUUUCCGUUUUUGACAAAAUUGAUUUUAUUUGUUGGUAUUUAUCUCAAAAUCUCGCCAAGUGUGGGUUGUCCCAGAAAGGAAAUCAUCAUACAACCAUUUCUGUUUUGUUCUAGACUGGUUUAAAUGUCCAAGAAGCUUUCCAACUGAUAUAUGGUCAGAUCCACAGGCUACAAGCUCAUAUGCUUGAAAGAACUUUAUCAAAAAAACCAACAAAAGGCAGAAGGAAGGAUUGCAAGAUAGUUUAAUAUUUCUCGUAUUUAAAAGACACAGACAAUUCCUAUAGGUUUUAGUUUUUAUACUACUGAUUUUAAAGGUGGAUUUUUGAAUCAACUAUAAUAGCUAGCUUAUAUUAUCUUAUUUUAAGAGCUUGCUAAUAUUUAAAGCAAGAAAAGGAUUUAUUUGAAAUCCACAUAUUGUAGUAUCUUAUUUUAAGAUGUUUUAAAUAUAUAAAUUGAAAAACACAAGAAGUAAUUGGUAUUUUUUUUCCAAACUGUUUUUGAAUCCUAAUAAGUUCUUUGUAUGUUUGCAUGGCGAUAAAACAUAUAAUAGUUUUGUUUGUGGAAACACCACGUAAAUUUAAUACUGCAAUUUUUUAUUAGCACUGAUGAAGAUCCGGGCUUACGGAUCGAAAGCGAAGCGUUUCCACAAACAAAACUAUUAUAUGUUUUGAAUCCUAUUUAGAGGUCGUGUCCAGUCGCCACCCC